Molecule: messenger RNA, 2386 nt
Organism: Cynoglossus semilaevis (tongue sole)
Lineage: Eukaryota; Metazoa; Chordata; Actinopteri; Pleuronectiformes; Cynoglossidae
Gene: pdha1b
Product: pyruvate dehydrogenase E1 subunit alpha 1b
Exons: 13
Coding region: 145-1575 (476 amino acids)
Biological process (GO): pyruvate decarboxylation to acetyl-CoA
Cellular component (GO): intracellular membrane-bounded organelle
Molecular function (GO): pyruvate dehydrogenase (acetyl-transferring) activity
Source: RefSeq, a predicted model, not a curated record
CGAUUGUUAGCCUUAGCCAUCAACGUAACCCGGGCUCAUUUUGAAGACGGACGCAACAAUCAUUUAACCGCUAUCAUCUGCAGUUCGUCUUUGAGUGAAUAUCUACAGUAAUUGUGUCUGGUGUGACCAUUCAUUCUUCGUAAAAUGACAAGCGUGUGGCGCUUCGUCUCUAACGCACUAUGUCGCAUCACUGGACGGAAAGUGUUUCCUAUUUUUGUCAUGCUUUCGUCGGAACCACAGGCAGCUCCGACGGUGUCUGAGCUGCUGGUUGACCUGUCAGAGUUUAUCAGACUAACCUCACCGGCAGUACCUGACCCCGCGGAGACAUGGCUUCAGUCCCAUAAACAACCACCACCUUCAUCAACACCACCAUCACUAGCGCCACCUGUCUGUACUGAUGAAGCCAGUGCUGGGUUAGUUAGUUCAAUGACUGAGUCACAGCUAGAAAAUCCAGGUUCUACGGUUGUUGUCUCGAACUCCUUGAACGAGUUCACGACCAGGGCAUCAUUUGACAUCAAGAAAUGUGACCUGCAUGGUCUGGAGGCGGGGCCUCCUCUAAAGACGGAGCUGAGUCGUGACGAGGGUCUGCGUUUUUAUAGAACCAUGCAGGUAAUGCGACGCAUGGAGCUGAAAGCAGAUCAGCUGUACAAGCAGAAGAUCAUCAGAGGCUUCUGUCACCUGUAUGAUGGACAGGAAGCAUGUGCCGCGGGUGUGGAAGCAGCCAUCGACCCCUCUGAUCACCUGAUCACAGCGUACCGUGCACAUGGAUACACCUACACAAGGGGUGUGUCCGUCAGAGAGAUUUUGGCCGAACUCACAGGACGCAGAGGGGGCGUGGCCAAAGGCAAAGGCGGUUCGAUGCACAUGUAUGCCCCGAAUUUCUAUGGAGGAAAUGGAAUUGUGGGAGCUCAGGUUCCUCUGGGAGCAGGGAUUGCUCUGGCGUGUAAAUAUCAAGGCAACAAUCAGAUCUGUGUCACACUUUAUGGAGAUGGAGCAGCCAAUCAGGGUCAGAUAUUUGAGGCCUUCAACAUGGCAGCCUUGUGGAAGCUUCCGUGUCUUUUCAUCUGUGAGAACAACAAAUAUGGGAUGGGGACAUCAGUGGAACGAGCGUCCGCCAGCACUGAUUACUACAAGAGAGGACACUUCAUGCCAGGAAUCAGAGUGGAUGGGAUGGAUGUUCUGUGUGUCAGAGAAGCCACCAAGUUUGCAGCAGACCACUGCAGGACUGGAAAGGGACCCAUUAUCAUGGAGCUGCAGACCUACCGUUACCAUGGUCACAGUAUGAGUGACCCAGGGGUCAGCUACCGCACUCGUGAGGAGAUCCAAGAAGUCCGCAGUAAAAAUGACCCCAUCUCUCUGCUGAAGGAGCGCAUGCUGAGCAGCAACAUGGCAUCAGUUGAGGAGUUUAAGGAAAUAGAUAUUGAAAUACGGAAGGAAGUGGAAGAUGCAACUCAGUUUGCUACAUCAGACUCGGAGCCACCACUGGAGGAGCUGUGCAACCACAUCUUCUCCAACAACCCACCACUACAGGUGCGCGGGACGCACCCUUGGGCCAAACUGAAAUCCAGUAGCUGAACCCAAGACGGUCGUCUGAAGUUUAAAUCAAACUGCCUUUGAAAUUUAAAACUCUGUGAGCUCUGUCACAGGAGUUGAUUGUUAGAAAUCCUCAGUUGUACAGUAGAAAUGCUCUUUUCUUAGACGUGACAUGGGUUUUUAUAUCAGAGUUCAAAAGUUCGAAAUGCUGCAAAGGAGUUUCUGGGACAGUCCUGUGCAAAACUGAGGGUUGGGAUGUGGUAGGAAGGGCCUCAGAGGAAAUGGGUUUAAGCCAUGAAGGGUGACCUACUGAUCUUCUGACCUUCAAUGGUUGAAGUUCAAUUUUGUUCUGAACAAGGCCUUUCUGUCACUGCAGCGGAAACUUUCAGAAACAUUCAGCACCUCCAUGUUUGCACUUUUGACCUCAGCAUUCCCCACCUCUGUGAGGAUUCAUAUAGCUUUCUGUUUUUAAUUAUGUAUUUACAGUUUUGAAAGUUUAUUCUGUAGAUUGUUUUGACCACUGAGUUGCAAGAUUUAAUGUGUUUGAUUUAAAUUAUUUAUUUUUAUAAGGUAAAGUCUGUGAUCUGGACACUGAAUGGUGUUCCUGUUUAUCUUGACUUUGGUUUUAUAACAGUUUUUGUUGCUAUUAUGUUACAAUAAUAUAUAUAUAAUAUAUAUAUUAUGUUACAAUUAAUAUUACAUGUACAGAUAUUGUGCUUGCUUGUGUAUGAGUGUGCAUGUGAUUGAGCUAAAGUAGUGUGAUGUAUAACAAUAUAUAAUAUAUGUCGGUCUUUCUCCUUAACAUGUACAUCGUUGUGUGUUGAACACAAUGCGUUAAAUUAUCAGAACAAAA